This is a messenger RNA of Fusarium redolens, 1041 nucleotides long. RefSeq lists its product as uncharacterized. Gene Ontology annotation, biological process: L-phenylalanine catabolic process; homogentisate catabolic process; L-tyrosine catabolic process. Gene Ontology annotation, molecular function: fumarylacetoacetase activity. The transcript is spliced from 5 exons. The record is from RefSeq and is a predicted model, not a curated record. Bases 1 to 1041 code for a protein of 346 amino acids. Lineage: Eukaryota; Fungi; Ascomycota; Sordariomycetes; Hypocreales; Nectriaceae.
AUGGUUCAAUACCCUUUCCCGAUACCAAAUGGACCUCCAUUUCCUUUAUCGAACAUUCCGUUCGGCAUCUUUCACACCGAGGAUAAUCCUGAUCCGCGGCCAGGUACUGCGGUUGGUGACCAUGUUUUAGACCUUAGAAUCCUCAUCCAGAGCGGACUGCCUGUGGACGUGUCCGUGAAAGAAGCAUUAGCUUCGUCCACACUAAACGCUUUUGCUGCGCUGGCGGCUGAUGUACGCAACUCCCUUCGGAAAGCCAUUCAAGAGGUUUUGCGAGAUGAGUCCUCCAUCUUGUACCGAGAAGAUGCCGGCGUUAUCUCUGCCGACCAAGUCACCAUGCAUGUCCCAAUGAAGAUUGGCGGCUUCACGGACUUUAUGUGCUCACUGGAACACGUCCAAACUAUGGGCCGCAUGGCAGGAUACAAUGAAGUCCCUCAAAACUUCUUCGACCUACCAGCGGCAUACAACGGCAGAGCAUCAUCCGUUAUUGUUAGCGGACAGGAAGUCACCCGACCGCAUGGCAUUCUUCCUGGCCCCAACGGCGCAACAUAUGCUCCCAGCCAGAAGUUUGAUUUUGAGCUCGAAAUGGGUGUUUUUAUCUCCAAGCCUAUCGAAUACGGCAAACCUACUCCAGCUUCCAGAGCUCGAGACCAUGUCUUUGGGUUUGUGCUUCUGAAUGACUGGAGUGCCAGAGAUAUCCAGUUCUAUGAGAUGACGCCGCUGGGGCCAUUCAACGGCAAAGCUACGGCGACAAGUAUCUCACCUUGGAUUGUGACCAUUGAGGCGCUAGAAGAAGCUGGUGCGUUGGUUACCACGGAAGGUCAAAGUUUGAAGGGGGGGAAGAAUACGACGAUUCCAUUCCUACAAUGUCAGGAUGAUGUUGUAGUGAGGGUUUCAACGUCCCUGUCUCCUCCGGAUGCGGUCUGGACACGGGUGACUUGCUCGGUACAGGUACUCUUUCAUCUACCACCGAACAGAUCAAAGAGUUUGGAAGCGACCACGACCCGAUACAUAGGUCUGGGUGUUUGUUUGAGCUCGUGCUAG